GGUCUGUGACAGUGAAUGAGAGUGAGGCAGCCGAUGUUUCGGAAAAAAGCAUCUUCCUCCUUGAGAAUGCGAAGAAUAACUGAAAGCACUAGAUGGAAUACUGACCGCGGGCGGAGCUUGUCAUUCCAUGAGGUGCGUGGCCAAGGUGAGGCAGAGAUGAGGGCUGCAGUCGAGGAGUCUUCCAACAGCAGCAACAGCGUAGGAGGUGGUGGCAGCACCGUCCUGCAGCGCCUCCUGCAGGAGCAGAUGAACCGGAAUUAUGUUCUGCAACAGCAGCAGCAACAACAACAACAGGGAGGAGGUGCAGGUGGAGGAGGUUACUCAGGACAGGGGCAGGGACAAGUAGGCCCCUCUGAUGAUCACUCCAUGACUCCCCACAUCGCCCGUCAGGAACCCCAGGGCCAGGAGCUGCAGACGGACAAUGGCCUGGAGAAGCUGGGCUCCACCAGAGGAGGAGGUGGGAGCAGUGGAGGUUUAGGGACUGGAGGAGGAGCAGGAAGCAGUGGUGGAGGUGGCAGCGGCCAAGGGCAGUGCCCAAACCCUGAGGACCUCCCCACAUACGAGGAGGCCAAAGUGCAGUCACAGUACUUCCGUGGUCAUGGUCCACCGCCUCAACCACAGCCGCAGAGCAGCCAGCCCCAGCAGCCUCUGCCCGCCUCCGUGGGCGCCGCCUUCUACGUCACCGGGGUGACCAACGCCAAGGUGCGCACCGAAGGUCGCCCCACGGUGCAGCGAGUGAGCGGCGCGGGAAAAGUGCACCAGGACGACGGGCUGAAGGAUCUGAAGCAAGGACACGUUCGCUCACUCAGCGAGCGACUCAUGCAGCUCUCCCUCGCCACGAGCGGCGUGAAGGCUCACGCUCCCGUCACUAGUGCCCCGCUGUCACCUCUGCUGCCCCCGCCGGGGCCGCCGGGCAACUACUACAAGCCACAGCAUCGUGGGCCGCCUCCGGAUUACCCGUUCAAAGGAAUGGGCUCACCUACGAAGCAGCAGGAGCCCGGAGGAAACUUCUACCAGGAGCAGAGAGGGAGGGAGCACUCGAGGGAGGUGCCCCACGUCCGAUACCAGCCCCCACCUGAGUACGGCUCAUUCAGGUCCAGUAAGGAGGGUUCAGUUCACUCCCAGAGGCCCCUUCACCAGCACAGUCCCACCUCCUCCGUCACCUCCGUGGGCUCCUUAUCCCGAAACCAGUCCUCCAUCCUCAGCAGCAUGCUGAGUGCCUCCCACUCCUCCCACCCGUCUUUCCCUCACCAGCACCCCCAGUCCCAGGGAGAGCCCUUCCCCAGCAUGGGGCACCGCGGUCUGCAGCAGGGGCCCGGCUGCCACCAAGCUGGCGAGCCCUUCGCUCCGGGAUCCUUUCACCUUCCAAGAGGUCAAGGUUUUCCUCAUGACCCCUAUGGCUCCACCCCAAGAAUGCACCAUCAUCAUCAGCAGCAGCAGCACCAGCAGCAGCAGCAACAACAGCAACAGCAACAGCAACAGCAACAGCAACAACAACAACAACAGCAACAGCAGCAGCAGCAGUUCCAAGGACCUCCACAGCAUCCUCCACAUGGACAUUUCCCCCACCCACACUCCUUCUCCCACGUGCAGGGUGAGCCCUUCGCUAUGAUGGUGCGCGCCCACCAGAUGGUGGAUGUCCUGACGGAGGAGAACAGGAUGCUCAGGCAGGAGAUGGAGGUGUGCCGCGAGAAGGUCACAAAGUUGCACAAGUUGGAAACAGAGAUCCAGCUGGUGUCGGAGGCCUAUGAAAACCUCGCCAAGUCCUCGUCCAAGAGGGAGGCGCUGGAGAAGACCAUGAGGAACAAGUUGGAGCUGGAGGUGCGCCGGCUGCACGACUUCAACAGAGACCUCCGAGAGCGCAUGGAGACGGCCAAUAAACAACUUGCUGCUAAAGAAUGUGACGGCUCAGAGGACAACAGCAACCAACCCCCCAUUCCCGUGCCUCACAAAGAGACGCUGCGUGAGAAGGAGAAGCUGGAGAUGGAGCUGAACGCUCUGCGCUCCAGCACAGAGGACCAGAGGAGACACAUCGAGAUCCGAGACCAGGCGCUCAACAACGCACAGGCCAAGGUGGUGAAGCUGGAGGAGGAGCUGAAGAAGAAGCAGGUCUACGUGGAGAAGGUGGAGAGGAUGCAGCAGGCUCUGGCUCAGCUUCAGGCGGCCUGUGAGAAAAGAGAACAGCUGGAGCAUCGCCUCCGUACGAGGCUGGAGCGGGAGCUGGAGUCCCUGCGCAUGCAGCAGCGUCAGGGAGGCUCUCAGAACAGCGGCGUGGUGCCAUCAGAGUACAAUGCCACGGCUCUCAUGGAGCAUCUGAGGGAGAAAGAGGAGCGGAUCCUGGCUCUGGAGGCCGACAUGACCAAGUGGGAGCAGAAGUACCUGGAGGAGAGCGUGAUGAGGCAGUUCGCCCUCGAUGCCGCCGCCUCUGUCGCCACUCAGAGGGACACGUCUGCAGCAGCGAUCUGCCACUCUCCCAGCAGCAGCUACGACACUUCAGUGGAGGCUCGAAUCCAGAAGGAAGAGGAGGAGAUUCUCAUGGCCAACCGUCGCUGUCUGGACAUGGAGAGCAGGAUAAAGAAUCUGCACGCACAGAUCAUAGAGAAAGACGCUAUGAUCAAGGUGCUGCACCAGCGCUCCAGGAAGGAGCCCAUCAAGUCAGAUGCACCGUCUGCCAUGAGGCCCUCCAAGUCCCUGAUGUCCAUCUCCAACACCGGCUCUGGAGGUUCAGGCCUGCUCUCUCACAGCUUGGGGCUCAGCAGCUCGCCCAUCACUGAAGAACGUAAGGACACGAGCUGGAAGGGCAGCCUCGGGGUUCUGCUGGGUCCAGAGUUUCGUACAGACUCACUGCGGACAGAAUCAAUCUCAUCCUCGCCCUCCCCGGUGCUUCCUUCCACCCCCAUGACUGCAGGCCACUCGAAGACAGGCAGCAGAGACAGCUGCACGCAGACCGAGAAGGGCCAGAGUCAGGACACCAGCAAGCCCAGCACUCCAGCCCUGCAGAGCAUGACGCUCCCGGGCCGCCUGUCCAGCCCCAGCCCCGUCUACAUCCCCGACCGCUUAGCAGAUGUGCCAGUGUUUCACAGCAGCACUCUGGACCGGAGGCUCCCCAUCCAGUCACACCCGCAGCAGCCGGCCACUCCUCCGGCCCUGCUCAGCCAGCAGGAGGUGGACAACGACAUGGUGGAGAUCCUCAUCUGACCCCGUUAGAAAACAUCAUCCAGACGAAUGAUCGGAUGGCAGCUGUGACAGACGAGUUCAUCCUCCAAACUUUGACUGACCCACACCGAGAGACCUUUUCAUACUCGUAUGUUUACAUGUGGACUCAGACAUUUCUUCACUCCUUCACUGAAUCACUUGUUAAUCGUCGUCUCAAUCAUAAAAGAGACGAGCAUGGCACUUCCUGAACGAUGAGUGAAUAUGAAGCGAGUCGCAUUCUGCCUGACGUGACCAAGCUGAAGAAGUUAGACAGCACCCUCUGAAAAGAAUCAGUCAAGAUGUUACACACUAACGACAAGUGGGUGAAGCUAAAAGCCAAAAUCCAACACACACACACACACACACACACACACACACACACACACACUUCCAUCUGAAGGAUUUCUUUGCUUGUCACUGUCAGGAUUCGCUGUGGUCGAUGUUUGAAUGCACUACUUUUUGCCCUGAGGAGGUUCCUGUCAUUGUGCCUGUGUACAGACUAACAGUGACAACAUUACUAACUGCAGCACCAAUGGCAUUUCAAAGCUUCGCAUGCAGCUUUGUGUCCUGAUUAAUGAAAACUGUGUCUCCGAGUACGAAGCAGCUCGUCACGCGGACGCUCCAUCGGACCAAGUGUAUGGCUACCUUUCUGCAUUUAUUGCACUACUUAUUUUUUAUUAUAAUUAUUACUACUUAUUACUUAAAGAUGUUUGACAUUAGGUAUUGUAUUUAUGUUUUGUGUUUCUCACCGUAGUUAGACGCGGCACUGGGUAAUCAUUGGGCGUUCACGUUGUGUAUGUACUGUAACGGCCUGAAGCGCCGCAACACGUUUCAGACGCCACGUCAGUCAGCACGGGAGAUUUAACGACCAAAUCUGAGCAAGGUAACAAAGCGUGGUGUGCAAAACGUUUGUGAAACGCUGCAGGCGUGGACCAGGACGGACCAAAACAAUAUGAUGGUGGCCAUGCAUGGUGGAACUGCGUGCCAUGGAAGGAUCUGCAGAGUAACUGGCAUGUCAGUAGCUGGUGAGCAUGGUGGCAUGUUGACUUCAGGUCAGCCAGCUGACCCACUGAAGCUCUGAGCAGCUUUGAAAUCAGUGCACCGAGCUGGAAGCUGGCAGCAGGUUCCACAGUGCAUCCAUCAUAGUUUCACAUGGUUCAAAAAUUUCAAAUCAGUCCAGCAGAGUUUCAAAGUGCUGUAAACUCGUGCAUGUUACACCACAUCCACCAGACUGGCACCUGACCUGUCUGUGCCGUGAAGGACGUGGUGCGACAUCAGUGUGAGGUUAGUUCAGUCAGCUGGCUGCAGGACUCCACUGGUUGGGGUGAUUGUUAAACAGCAGCAGAUUCUUAAAGUCGUUCAUUCAGCAUCUCACUGACCGUGCGUGAAGAACAAGCCAUGAAAAGUAUUUGCAGACAUGAGGAUUAGAAAUGACAUCAGCUGUUCAUCAGCUCUGCGUUACUCUGCAGAGUGAAGUCGAGUGUUGGUUCAUCCCUGCAACAAAAGAGCAGCUCCAUUAGAACGGUGAUGAAGUGUACAUAUGAAAACAGCUGAGCAUUUACAUUUUACACGUAUUUUUAAUCUCCAGCAUUGUUAAAGCAACUCUUUGUAAUCCCACCGUGACUACAGCUGUACUCGAGUAUUUCUUCUGGUUACAUUACUGAUGAUCAAUCAUCAUCCAGGUCCCAGCAGCAGCUGAUGUCACUGCCUAGUCCAGCAGCAGUCAGCCCAGCUCGGCGUC
Molecule: messenger RNA, 4936 nt
Organism: Larimichthys crocea (large yellow croaker)
Lineage: Eukaryota; Metazoa; Chordata; Actinopteri; Sciaenidae
Gene: amot
Product: angiomotin
Exons: 13
Coding region: 16-3198 (1060 amino acids)
Biological process (GO): hippo signaling; actin cytoskeleton organization; establishment of cell polarity involved in ameboidal cell migration
Cellular component (GO): lamellipodium; plasma membrane; cytoplasmic vesicle
Molecular function (GO): signaling receptor activity
Source: RefSeq, a predicted model, not a curated record